AUGAGUCCCUCGAGUACCUUAGACGAGGCCACAAGAGCGUACACAAGCAGCACCACUAAGAAUGGUGAACACAACUCCAACGGGUCAUCUACGUCAAAAGUAGUGUCAAAGGCUACCCGCAAGUGGCAUUUUGAUACUCUUCAGGUCCAUUCUGGUCUCGAGAAUGAAACAGCCCAUGGGCAAUGCUCCCUGCCAAUCUACAACUCGGCAUCAUUCCGCUUCAAGUCAUCCAAGAGCAUCGAGGAUGCCUACAGCUUUUCAGAUGGCCCGAGGAGCCAGUUUUACAUGUACAGCCGACUUUCCAACCCAAGUAAUGUCGGCUUCGAAAAGCGCAUGGCCGCUCUGGAGCUCGGGAAAGACGCUCUUAGCUUCGCAAGCGGUGCUGCUGCAAUUUUGACAGUCGCGCAAUCCUUGGUGACUGUUGGUGAUAAUGCUGUUGUGAGCGGUUCUGUUCACGGUGGAACAUAUCAUCAAUUUGAAGUCAUCCUCCCUGCCAUGGGUCUAGAGUGUCGCAUCAUGGAUACAAAUGACCUAGAAAAGGUCGAAGCGGCGAUUGAUGAGAGGACCAAGUUCGUCUUCACUGAGACCAUCAGCAAUCCCAAGUUCGCAGUAGCAGACUUGGAGGGUCUUUCAGCCAUUACCCGACGUGCAAGGAUUCCUCUGAUCGUCGAUGCUACCUUUUCAGCUGCUGGCUUCUUCUGCCAGCCAGCGAGAUUCGGUGUCGACAUUAUCAUCCACUCAGCUACCAAAUGGAUCGGUGGUCAUGGAACCACGUUGGGGGGAGUUGUCAUAGAGACUGGUGUUUCUGACUGGCAGUCCAAUGCAGCUCGUUAUCCUCAUCUUCACGCAAAGAGAGGCCGCGAAGGCACGGACACCAGCCUCUACGACCAGUUUGGCAACGAGGCAUACAUGAGCUUCCUGCGAUGGGAGUUCAUGCGCGAUACAGGAGCUUGUCUCGGUGCGCAGGCAGCGCAGCAGCUCUUCAUCGGCGUCGAAACCCUUUCGCUUCGCUGUGAGCGCCAGCACCGUAACGCUCUGUUCAUAUCGUCUUGGCUGCGCAACCACCCGCGCAUCGCUUGGGUCAAGUACUUGGGCUUUGAAGACCACCCGUAUCACCAGCUCGCCUUGAAGUACCUGAAAGGAUUUGGAACUGUCAUGACCUUUGGGUUCAAGGGGACGGUGGACAUGGCAUUUGAUGUUGUGGAUUCAUUUGAGAUUAUCUCGAAUACGCCUAAUGUGGGGGAUGCAAAGACUACUGUAGGGCAUCACUGGUCGACGACGCAUAAGGGAUGUUCUGCUGAGCAGAAUGAGGCAAUGGGUGUGUAUGAGGAUUUGUUCCGGUUGUCCCUUGGUAUUGAAAAGGUGGACGAUCUCAUUGCUGAUUUCCAGCAAGCAUUUGACGCAGUGCCACUCAGAACCUAA
This is a messenger RNA of Fusarium verticillioides 7600, 1422 nucleotides long. RefSeq lists its product as hypothetical. The record is from RefSeq and is a predicted model, not a curated record. Bases 1 to 1422 code for a protein of 473 amino acids. The transcript has 2 exons. Gene Ontology annotation, biological process: transsulfuration. NCBI's taxonomy places the organism in Eukaryota, Fungi, Ascomycota, Sordariomycetes, Hypocreales, Nectriaceae. Gene Ontology annotation, molecular function: pyridoxal phosphate binding; transferase activity, transferring alkyl or aryl (other than methyl) groups.